UCUUUUUUCUCUUUUUUCUUUUUCUUUCCUGCAUAGUUUGGUACAAGCAGCAGGAUUCUUUUUGGUUUUUUUUACACAAUUAAAACAGAAAAAGAACUCUUUAUUAAUUCAAUACCAAAGACAAACGAAAAAUGAAUCCUGCUAUCACCAAUUCAACUACUCCUUACGAGGAAAAGCACAUACCCAAUGCUUUUGACCCUACUUUGCUUGAAACCUAUACUUCGGAAUCGUCAAGUAGACGAGAUUUGGCUACCAGUCACAAGCUAUUCUCUAAGGAGACCUUCUUAAAUUACUUCCCCAAGUACAAAUUGAAGCGAUCAGGUGUUAUCUAUAUUGAUGAAAGGCCGCCUGUAUUCCAAUGUGCCCUGAUGGGUAUUCAGCAUGUUUUGGCUAUGUUUGGGUCCACUGUACUUGCUCCCCUUUUGAUGGGCUUUGACACCAAUACUGCUUUAUUUUUCUCUGGCGUUGGUACCAUCAUUUUCUAUAUCUUUACGGGUGGCAGAGUUCCGUCUUAUGUGGGGUCAUCCUUUGGUUUCAUUGGUGUGGUUGUUUCCGCUACAGGCUAUUCCUACACACCUGGUGCUGGUUUUAAUCCUCGUACCGAUGUGGCAGCGGGUGGUGUGCUGGUGUGCGGACUUGUCUACGGUGCCAUUGGUAUUAUUAUUUUUUUCGCAGGUCAUGCAUGGAUUGAAUAUGUGAUGCCUCCUGUCGUAACAGGCAGUGUUGUUAUGACGAUCGGUAUUCACUUGUCUACUUCUGCCUUUCAAAAUGCUACCCGAACCUCCUUUGACGGUUGGAUGGCGUUCACUACCAUUAUGUUGAUCGCCCUUGUCAGUAUUUACGCUCCUGGUAUGUUGAAACGUAUCCCUAUCUUAGUAGGCAUGGUCAUCGGGUAUUUGAUCUACUUCGGUGUUGGUUAUUCGGGUCAUGGUCCAGCCAUCGAUUACACUGAAGUGUACAAUGCCUCUUGGUUCGCUGCUCCCACUUUUGUCAAGCCUAAAUUCGAAGGUCAAGCUAUCAGUAUCAUUGUUCCUGUUUGUGUGGUGUUGUUGGCAGAGAAUUUGGGUCAUAUCAAGGCAGUAGGUGCAAUGGCGCAGCAACCUUUAGAUAAGUAUCUAGCAAGAGCAGUCUUGGGUGAUGCAGUCGCUUCGAUUGUUUCUGCCGCAGGAGGUGGACCUGGUACCACCACCUACUCUGAAAACAUUGGUGUGAUGGCUGUCACUCAAAUCUUCUCCACUCUGAUCUUCUUGGUGGCUGCCAUCAUUGCUAUCAUUUUGGGAUUUAUUCAAAAGUUUGGGGCAGCCAUACACACAAUUCCUCAAGGCGUUUUUGGUGGUUUGUCGAUCGUUUUGUUCGGUCUCAUUACUGUCUCUGGAGCAAGAAUUUGGGUUGAAAAUGAAGUAGAUUUCAAGGAUUCCAGAAACAUGCUGGUGGCAGGUAUUCCGGUCGUUAUAGGUGCUGCUAUGCAGAAUACUUUACAGUGGGGUAAUUUCCAAUUGGAUGGUAUUGGCUUGCCUACCUAUGUUGCUAUUUUGUUAUACCAGAUUUUACGUGGUUGGGGUAGCAUCAAAAAGCUCUUUGCUCGUAAGAAGAAGCAAGAUGCUUUAAGUAUUGAUUCCCAACGAAGUGCUACUUUUGUUUAAGCGUGUAUUUUCCCUUUUUCUUAUUGUAAAUCAUCAUUGUAAUAUUUAAUCUUUUUAACGUAAUUUUUCUGUAAUAAUACUAUUCUUUAUUCAGUAAUUUUUGUAAAUGUUUUACUUCAUCUUAAAAGGGCUCUCAUUAUCAUUGUUUGCUCCUUUUGUAUGGCAGGAAUGUAUUUUUUUUUUUUUUUUGUGCACA
Messenger RNA from Mycotypha africana, 1839 nucleotides. RefSeq names its product permease family-domain-containing protein. NCBI's taxonomy places the organism in Eukaryota, Fungi, Mucoromycota, Mucoromycetes, Mucorales, Mycotyphaceae. Gene Ontology annotation, molecular function: xanthine transmembrane transporter activity. Gene Ontology annotation, cellular component: membrane. Gene Ontology annotation, biological process: transmembrane transport; xanthine transport. Bases 132 to 1643 code for a protein of 503 amino acids. The transcript has 2 exons. The record is from RefSeq and is a predicted model, not a curated record.